CCCAACAGUAACCACUCCCCUUCUCUUUCUUUUCACCUACUCCAUCAUUUACUUUUCUCUCUCUCCUCUCUUUCUUCAUCAUUCUCGACCGUCGCUCUUCUUGCUUCAUUUCAUUCUCCCUCAUUCACACGCCAUUUCUUUAUCCCCUUUUCCAUCCCUCCACCUUUAUAUUGAGAAUGUUGUGAAUGCCCGAGAAGAGAAUCCACUUACACACUGUGGGUCAGGGGUCGACGAUUGAGAACGCUGAGAAGAGAAAGGAACCAGGUAGCAGAGAUGAGCAGCACUGCCACUGAGGGAAAGGGAGAACAGGAGACUCGAUGGCGACAGUCGUGAAGGUGAGCGUGAGACUAAGAGCAAGGCAGAGAAGUGAAGAAGGUCAUUUGAUCUGAGCCUCUAAUUUAGUCAAGACCCACGAGCAGCUGCUUGAAGCUCACUGCUUAGGGACGGUUGAGGAUAGCGAGACGGAGAAGAUGGCCGACGACACGAUGGAGGGGACGGAGAAGAAAACGAAGACAGGGCAGUGGAGAGAAGAUGCCCAAGUCCGAAGUCAAAGAUGGAGAAGAGACAAACGAACUUAAGUGCAAAAUGAGAAGUUCAAGGUUAACAUCGCCAGGUAAUGAAGAUGAAGAGAGGUGGAGUUGUUCAUGGCAAGCAAUAAAGCAGGUUUGGGCUUCAAAGUGGAAUGAAAGAGCUUUUCUUUGUUGCCAAAAGGCCAAGUUAAAUCAUGACAAUAUAUGCAUGGCUGUAUUAAUUCAAGAAGUAAUUUGUGGCGAUUAUGCUUUUGUGAUUCAUACAAAGAAUCCCAUAUCAAGGGAUGCCACAGAGAUAUAUGCAGAGAUUGUGAAGGGCUUGGGAGAGAGUUUGGUGGGGGCAUAUCCAGGACGUGCGAUGACUUUCACUGCAAAGAAAACUAAUCUGAAGCCUCCUAUGGUUACUUGUUUCCCAAGCAAGCUGACAGGGUCGUACAGUAAGAAGUCCAUUAUAUUCAGAUCGGACUCUAAUGCCGAGGACUUUGAAGGAUUUUCAGGUGCUGGCAUUUUUUACAGAGACAGGAAAAAUCACAGAGGGCCUUUACGGCUGCCCUCAAGACAUUGAAGGAGUGGUUAAAGCCGGGACAAUUUUUGUGGUUCAGGCAAGACCUCAAACCUAAUAUUAGAAAAUAUUAUAUCUUAAAAUUUCUGCUGAAAUUGUACUAAAUUUGCAGAUAUAUCACAAAAAGAAUGUUAUCCUUCAUGUUA
Molecule: messenger RNA, 1238 nt
Organism: Prosopis cineraria
Lineage: Eukaryota; Viridiplantae; Streptophyta; Magnoliopsida; Fabales; Fabaceae
Product: alpha-glucan water dikinase 2-like
Exons: 6
Coding region: 532-1095 (187 amino acids)
Biological process (GO): phosphorylation
Molecular function (GO): kinase activity; ATP binding
Source: RefSeq, a predicted model, not a curated record